AUGAGCAGUAACGGAACCAGCGGCGGAAACUCAACCAACACCGGGACCGGGACUGGGACCCGCUCCGGGGCCGGGACUUGCUCUGCCGGGAGCGGCUCGGUCCACGUCCCGUCCAUGGAGCGGGCCCGGCCGGUGACGGUGACGGUGUCCGCGGUGAGUCUCGCGCUCAGCGUGCUGUCGCUGCUGCUUCUGGUCACAGCCAUCUCCACCGACCACUGGUACGAGACCGAUACCCGCAGACACAAGGACAACUGCGACCAGACCGGACCGGACUCCAACGACCAGAAGAAUCGGGAGAUGCCCAUCUACCACCUGCCGCUGGUGGACACCGGCAGUGGCGGUGCGAGGCAGCGGGACGUAGCGCUGAUGAAGCCGGUUCAUGUGGGCAGCAGGGAGGAGGAGCUGCUGGAGAACUGGAGGGCCAUCCUGGGGAUGGGCAUCCUGGAGACCGAAUGCGGCAGGCCGCUGUUCUCCACCCACUCCGGCCUGUGGAGGAAGUGCUACUUCAAGGGGCUGGACCCGGACAUCGACAAGCUCAUCGACCGCGGUACGGACACACGCACACCCACAUAGGGAGACACUCAAAGACACGUAUACACACACACACACACACACACACACACACACACACACACACACACACACACACACACACACACACACACACACACACACACACAGAUAAUGUUUGUGUUUACAUUGAACUACGAGCUUUUAUCAACAUCUGUAAACCCCAACAGCCACAAGCUAUUGUACUGCAGUGUGACACUCGUUCAAACACACACUGAUUUUUACACACACGCUCUCUGUAGGUCCUGCAGAGCCCUUGACCUGUAGAUACUGGACAAACAUCAGGAGCAUUUAUAAACACAGAGGCAGUACACACCAACAAUACACACCAUACUGCAGUAAUUUACAGCACCUAAAAUUGCUGUGUAUCAAAGAGUAUAUAUUAAUGAACUCUAUGGCAUGUGCAGGAAGCAACACACACACAGACAUACAGUCACAAAACACACUGACUAUAAAGAAUAGACAUGCUACUAUCAACACAACAAAAUGUAGGGCCUAUCUCUACACACUGCACAGACACACUAAACAAAAAUAUAACUUGCAGAUUCACAGGCACAGUGCACUUACAUAAAAUAAACAUACAUUCAAAUUGCACAUACACACUCCAAGAACACACACUGCAAUUUAAGUUCCAUGUGUGUAAUCUGCACAUUAUCUCUCCAUGUAUACAAACUCUCAGCCUUCACACAUAUACACUGUACACUAUCCUACUGCAGAUACACACUGUUCAUUCAGCUGUUAAAAAUAAACUAUGCAUUUAGUCAUUGCACACAUACACUGUAUUUUAGCCAUGGCACAUUUGUACAGCAACCUCAGCUAUUGCAUAUUUACACUGUACACUGAUCUGUGCACAUAUAGACUAUCCUUUUUCAUAAGAUAAACACUUUACCUAAAGUCAUGGCACUGAACCAAUGUAUAUUACAACACUGUACAUAUACAAUGAACAUGUACAUUGUGCAUACUGACUGCAGACACAUUUAAAUUAUACAUUUACACAAACUGCACCGUUGCAUUUAACCUGACACCAAUUAUUUACACACUUUCCUUAAUCAACAAACUGUAAAAUUACACUUAUAACAAUGGGAACUAGUGAUGGGAAAUUUGUCUCUUUUCAGAGAGCCGGUUCUCUUGACUCUGCUCCCAAAGAAGAGUCGGCUCGUUUGACUUCUGUAUGGCUCUUAAUUAAGGAUCUUUUGUAGCCAGAAAUGAUGUUUUUUGUGUUGAAAACCCUUAUGUGUUGGUGUUUUUAUGAGAAGCCAUAUAAUUGCCUAAUUUUCUGCAUUUAUUCUGUUACAAAAUCAUUCUCCAAUUGUUUAAUAAGUUAUCAAACUUCAUUGCACAUACCAACAAAAAACUGCAAACAAAUCCACGGAACCAGAACCAAACUCAAUCAUACAGUAUUAAUAUCCUCAAGAUGGCAAGUUGUGAUCCUGUAUCCUGACAUGUGAUUGGCUGCAUGGCCGCCAUGUUGGCCAAUCAAAAUAAAGUUCUGCUGUGAGCAGAGCUAGGGCUGAGCACUGGGAGCAGCCUCACUCAAUACGAGCUGUCUCCUCUGAUUCACUAAUAAGCAUUGGCUUUCAGAGCCACAUCUUUUGCGCAUGACACAUCACCACUGGGAAUAUGGAGCAGGAUGGUUUUACCUUUUGAGAGCCAUGUUCUAUACCAGUGUGUAAUAAACAAGAUUUCUCUGUUAAGAUUGUUUCUGUCCUGGAUUGAGUGUGGUUAAAGUCUGAAUUAACCUGAUUUGGUGCAGGUUUACUCUGGGUAAAUCUGGUUAUAUUCUGGUCUUUGCUUGAUCUAGUCUAUUAAAGCCUGGUUAGCCCAGUAAAGCCUGGUUUAGCCCUAUUGAGCAAGGUUUAGUCUGGUUUUUACAGGAUUUUGCCUGGUUUGUUCUGGUCAAGCACAGAUUAGCCCAGUUAAGCCUGGUUUAGUCUGGUUUUAUGUAGGUUUUUUACCUGGUUUGAUCAGAUUAGGCCAAGUUAAGCCUGGUUUAGUCCUGUUAAGCCCGGUUUAGUCUGGUUUUAUGAAGUUUUUUUGCCUGGUUUGAUCAGGUUAGGCCUAGUUAAGCCUGGUUUAGUCUGGUUACUCACAGGUUAAUCAGGGUUAAUCCUGGUUUUGCCUGGUUAAAACCUGUUAAGCUUGGUUUAGUCUGGUUUAGUCUGAUUUUACUCGUAAAGCCUGGUUUAGCCAUGCCUUUGCAGGAUCAGGAUCUGGUUUGUUCCCAUGAGUCACUUAGCUGCUUUUAUCUCACCAGCCUGUCUCUCACCUGUCUUACCUGUCUGUCUCCUCAGGUAUAGCAGAACGUUGUACAGCGGUCAAGUAUCAUUUCUCUCAGCCAAUCAGAUUAAGGAACAUCCCUCUGAACCUGACCAGAACCAUCCAACAGGACGAGUGGCACCUGCUGCGUGAGCACACACACACACACACACGCACACACACACACACACACACACACACACACACACACACACACACACACACACACACACACACACACACACACACACACACACACACACACACACAAAACAGUGUCUGAUAUUUGGUAGAACAGAUUGAUAACUGAGAUGAUGGAUCAUAGAUUAUUUGUGACAGAUCACACAUGAUAUGUUAUAGAUUGCAAAUGAAAGAUUAUUGACUAUGUUAUAGAUCACAGAUGGUAAAUUAUAGAUUAUAUUUUCUAGAUUAUAGAAAGGAGAUAAUAGAUUAUGUAUUAUAGAUUUUAGAUGGAAGAGUAUGGAUAAUAUGUUAUAGAUUUAAGCUGAUUGAUUAUGGAUUUAAUGCUAGCUCAAAGAUCAAAGGUUAUACGUUAUAAAUGAUAAAACAUGUGUUAUAGAAUUAAGAUGAUAGAUCACUCAUAGUGUAAUAUGGAUGAUUAAUUAUUGAUGGUAGAUGUAGUUUUAGGACUCUGUAGUCUCCUUUUUUUCCCUAUCACUGGUUGCCAUAGAAACACAGUGACGGUGUUAUGUAACAGUACUGAAGGACAGUGGGGGCUGACCAGGAGGUUGUCACCACGACAACCCUCUCUGUAUUUACCUCCCCCUUACUGACAGCUCUAUGUGUGUGUAAUGAAUGUAUGUGUUUGUAUGUGUAUUAAUAUAGACCUGCGGCGCAUCACGGCGGGCUUCCUGGGCAUGGCAGCGGCAGUGCUACUGUGUGGCAGCAUCGUUGUGUCGGUGGGUUUCUUCUGGGAGGAGAGUCUGACGCAGCACGUCUCAGGCCUGCUCUUCCUCAUGGCAGGUAACUCACCUAAGCUUGUGGGUGUGUCCCAUUUCUCCUUGUCUCCUCUUCUUCUGUACUGUCAUUAAUUGCUCUUAUCUGGGACCUAAUGUUGAUGCACUCAUUCUGGAACAUUGUCUCUGAUCCAGAUUUUAGUCUUUGAUUUGCAUUCUGGUUCCUGAUCUAGUCCCUGAUCUCUGGUUUUGGUCUCUGCAGGCAUCUUCUGCACCAUCUCUUUAUGUACAUAUGCAGCCAGCGUGACCUAUGACCUUUCCAGAAACCCGCCCUUUAUCUACGGUCUGCCGGUGGACGUGGAUCAUGGGUAUGGCUGGUCUAUCUGCUGCGCCUGGGCUAGUUUGGGUCUGACAGUGGCCGCCGGCUGCCUUGGGACCACUUUUCCCUUCCUGAGCCGGGCCGGAGCGCUGAGGUCCAAAACGGCCCGUGAGUCAUCUGUAUAA
This is a messenger RNA of Xyrichtys novacula (pearly razorfish), 4247 nucleotides long. The record is from the annotation of a GenBank genome assembly. Lineage: Eukaryota; Metazoa; Chordata; Actinopteri; Labriformes; Labridae.